Salvelinus fontinalis (brook trout) is the source of this 1855-nucleotide messenger RNA. RefSeq names its product trafficking regulator of GLUT4 1. NCBI's taxonomy places the organism in Eukaryota, Metazoa, Chordata, Actinopteri, Salmoniformes, Salmonidae. Gene Ontology annotation, cellular component: membrane. The coding region runs from base 406 to 1011 and encodes 201 amino acids. The record is from RefSeq and is a predicted model, not a curated record. The transcript is spliced from 5 exons.
AGACUCCCCCUCCCUCUCCUCAAUCUUGCAGCGCCGUUGAACAAAAGAGAGAGAGAGAUGAGGUAGCAACAUAGCAAGCACAAGAGCGCAAUUUGACAUCACACGGCGUGGUCUGUAGCCUAAUUUUACUGUUACAGUUUACCAUAGCUUGUAUCAAAAGAAAAAGACAAUUCGGCGAAUUCUGGGUGGAGAUUUUAAUCGUAGUUUAUUGAACUUGUGUUCUCUUUUUUACUACACGUUGCAUUUUCUGUAAUAUUUGGAAUUGUGAUCAAGAAAAGCAAAAUGUUAAGGAUAAUGUUUCAUGUCACUCAAUAAGAUCAGUUGAAGAAGAUCAAAAGUCCAAUCAAGACCAAUCACCAAACAGGCCCAAACUACCAGUGAAAACAACAUCGUCCGCAUUCUGCCAUGGCUUCCAACACCAAUGCUGCCCCCAGUGGAGCGGAGGGAGAACAGCAGCCGGAGCAGACUAUCACCUCCCAGCCAACCAGCGCUGAGCACCAAGAGACAGCCCAUGACUCCAGCCAAUCGGAAUCCAAAGACCACUUGGCAGUAAUCAGCGAGAAGAUGGAGACCAGUAAUGGAAUGUGUGCUGCCGACUCCUCGCCCACAUCUUCCAUCUCGUCCCCCAAGCGACUGCAACACGCAAGACCAACCAACGGCCGUGCCCGGAAAGGAAGCCGCUCUGGGUCCCUGCUGGGUCAUGGGGCAGGGUCUCCCAGGCCUUCAAUCAGCCGUCAGCCCAGCACCGUGACAGAGGAGGACAACGGCAAGCCCCCUAGAGACUACCUGAUCCUGGCCAUCCUGUCCUGCUUCUGCCCCUUGUGGCCCAUCAACAUCGUGGCUCUCGUCUUCUCUGUUAUGUCGAGGAACAGCCUGCAGCUGGGGAACAUUGACGGGGCGCGGCGUCUGGGCCGGAACGCAAUGGUGCUGUCCAUCGUCUCGUUAGUUGGCGGGGUCAUCAUCAUCAUCGCAGCCAUCGUCUUAAACUGGGGAAGUAUAAUAAAAUCCUGAGGGUCACCAUGGAAACCAAGAGCAAGAUCGCAAGACAGCACACAAACAACCAUCCCAACCAGACUUUUCCCCUUUCCUACGAUCAAAACACUAUUCUACAAAAGCACCUGCAACCUACAGUAUAGUCCCUCGUCCCCGUUUUUUUGCUGCACGAGCAUGUAUGGCCUGUAAUAUGUUCUCUGAAACAGAUAGACAAGUCCCUCAUCUCUACCUCCUACACCACGGACCCCAACGCUGCCACCAGUGGUGUAGUGCAGGGUAAACGUAUGUAAACGCCGGAAACGCACGUUUUUAAUUUUGCUCGAGUGUUUACCCACCUUUUGCAGACAAAUGCAUUAUUGACCGUGAACAGUGAUAAAGAGUUACCCACCUAUUUUUUGGACCACUCGUCACUGGCUGCCGCCAUCACUCAGAAAGUCGAAGGCGUCACGCAGAACAACACUGAGGUAGGAUAGACAAGAGACAGCCAGACUGGUUCCUCUGAAUGAGAGAGACACGUCUAACAAGUCUAACUCUGGUCAACGAGGCCAUGAUCCCCUGCAAUGGUUGCAUGAGUCUCUCAGACUGUAUUUAAAGUCUCUGCAUAGUAUUCCAGGACCAGGCUGCUCCUCCCGAGCGGCUCCGAACGUGACAAAACACGGUGUCGCCGAAAGGACAUCUGCUUUUCUCUGUAAUGGGAUUAUGUUCUUCCACUGUACCAUUAAUCUCCAGUCUGUCCACACCACUGUAACACAACCAAGGGAUCCUUUUAACUGUGACGUCAAAACCAUCUCACACUAUAGGAGCAUGUUAAAGAAGUCAAAGGAAGAGUUAGGGAGGGAGGGAGGGAGGUGACAGGGAUUGG